Messenger RNA from Chelmon rostratus (copperband butterflyfish), 2235 nucleotides. RefSeq names its product DnaJ (Hsp40) homolog, subfamily C, member 30b (gene dnajc30b). The transcript has a single exon. The record is from RefSeq and is a predicted model, not a curated record. Lineage: Eukaryota; Metazoa; Chordata; Actinopteri; Chaetodontiformes; Chaetodontidae. The coding region runs from base 1 to 1188 and encodes 395 amino acids.
AUGGCAGAGGUCGGUCAGCGGCUGAGGAGCGGUGCUUACCGGCUGUGCUCCCUCAGGAACAGACAGGGUCGGCUGGUUUGCGCCGCAGGAAGUCCCGGAUCUCUGCUGGUCAACUUCUCCUUCAGAGACAGCGGCAUAAAAGAGGAACCAGCACAGGAUCAAGGUGAAGAGCAGCCAGUGACAAAAAGCAAAGCAACACAGCGCAGAUCUGCGAAAGUCUCCAGAGUGCGAGCAAGCGGAAGUCAACAGGAAAAUGGAAAUUUGCGUUGGACCACAUCUUUGGAGCUGGAUUCAUCCCGUUUCCUCGGGUAUGUUCAAACAAGAGAGAGUCUGCAAGCUUAUAAAACAGCCAUGUACCUCUCAGCUAGGCUGCAGCCUGUCCUCCAGGAGAGGCUGCUGCCCGGCAGGAUGACAUCCUGGACCAAGGGAGCUGUCUCCAUCCACCCUGACACCUUCAGGUCCCCUCAGCAGCUUCGAGCUUUCUGUACUGUCAUCUUCAUUCUGGCAGAGCAGGGAUCAGAGAGGCCAGGUCCUGGGCUGAGACCGAGGCACCUAAAACUGCAAGCAUCAACAACGAGUAGAAGCUACAGCUGGAGGAGUGACAGCAGCUCAAAAGAUGCUCCUCCGCUCUACAGAAGCAGGACAGCCUAUUACGAUAUCCUCAGAGUGUCCCCCGGUGCCACACAGUCCCAGAUCAAGACUGCCUACUACAAGCAGUCCUUCAUCUACCACCCUGACAAGAACCCAGCUAACAAGGAGGCCACGCAGCGUUUCUCUGAGAUCAGCGAGGCCUACACGGUGCUGGGCAACAUCAGCCUGAGGAGGAAGUACGACCGGGGUAUUCUGAGCCAGUCAGAUGUUCAACAUGCAGGGAGACCGUCCUCCAAAGAGACCACGAGCAGAUCCACGGGCUCCCCCCAGCAGCAGCACCAGCAGCAGCAUCAACACAGAGCCAGGCGGUCCUCCAAAGCUUGGGGCAAGACCAUGUUUGACUUUGACGCCUUUUAUCAGGCUCACUAUGGGGAGCAGCUGCAGAGGGAGAAGGACAUGAGAGCUAGGAAGCAGCGCAUGCAGGAGGAGCGGGAGGACUAUCUUACCAAGUGGAGGCAGAGUAAAGUGGCGGAGAUGACUUUGGCGAUGCUGCUGAUCAUGGCAGGCCUCAUUUUUAUGAAUCUCAGCAAGCCCUGAAAUGGAAGCAGUCCCAAUGGCGUCUCAUGAUAAGAGUCUCAGUGGGCGGACGAAGGGGGGGGGGGCUACCUCAAACUGUACUGCAACAGGUUCUGACAGUUGAUGAUGAUGAUGAUGAUGAUUGUUAUUAUUGUAUUGCAGGAGUAAAAAAAAGUGAGCUCACUGUGUCUCAUUUGUCAGAAGCCACAGACGGACACACAAGCUAAGACAUCAUAUUUCACAUUUAUUGUCAUUCUAACAUUUCAUUCAUCACACCGUCACAAACUCAUUAAAGCUCGUUAAAGCUGUUAAAGCUCUUACUUCUUUGCUCAGACGUUUUAUCCUUUGCAGGAGCAAACCUGAUGGAGAUGUGUCAUUGGUUUUGUCUCUGUACCAUCAACAAAACACAAAUUUAUUUACUUUCUGUCGGUGUGAAGCCAAAUAACCUAGCUCAAGUGAAAUUCUGUUCAUCCAAAUGCUGCACAAGGAUGAGAAAACUUCCUCCUCCUUUCCCUACACGCUGGAUCUGUACUGAAGACUACUGAGGUGUGCAAUUUUUUUCUUAUAACAAAGAUUUGUUAUUAGAAAUUAAUGCACUUUGACGCCUUCCUCCAGGUGUUUAGGUGUGUUUAUGUUUAUGUACUGUACAAACAAGAUGCCACAUUAUACAUAGAUUAUUUUGUCUGAAGGGAAACGUAGUCACAAAUAGAAUAGUUUUCCCUGCAGUAUAAGAUCUGACCACUAGAGGGCAUCUGAACACAGCAAAAUGAUCUCCAGUUAGCGAGUUUAAACUGUGUGUGGGAGGAAAUUAGUGCAUGUUAUGGAGGUCUCUGCUGUUGAUAGUGUGACUAUUUAUUUUAUCCAGUGUCCCUGAAGAGGCUGCAUAUCAGAAACAUGAAACCUAGUAAAUGUCUGAUUAUGCUAUCGGUCUUCAAACACACUGAAUGUAUAAUGAGCAUUGCAUUCAGACUUAAAUAUAGAAUGUUGGCUGACUCUGUUUAAUAUGAAUUGAAUAAAAAAAAAACAUGACAGUUCACAUUCUGUUGUUAAUACAGCUGAAUGAAUAAA